AUGGCUCGCAAAUUCUUCGUCGGCGGCAACUUCAAAAUGAAUCCCAACACGGUGGCUGAGAAGAAGAAGCUCGUCGAGCUGCUUAAUCAGGCCGAUAUCGAUUCCCUCAUCGAGGCUGAUCUUGACCUAGAGGUCGUUGUGGCCCCUCCGUCACUCUACCUUCUGCCUCUGAAAGACAUCCUGCGACCAGAAAUCCAGGUUGCUGCCCAGAACUGCUACUUCAAGGACUCUGGUGCGUUUACGGGCGAGAUUAGCCCUGCUCAACUCAAGGAUGCCGCCAUUCCGUAUGUUAUCCUUGGUCAUUCUGAACGAAGAACUCUGUUCCACGAGUCUUCUGCAACCGUCGCGCAAAAAACGAAAGCCGCAAUUGCCUCCUCCCUCUCGGUCAUCCUCUGUAUCGGAGAAACCCUUCAAGAGCGCGAAACUGACCAGACCACGCAAGUUUGUUCAGCACAACUCCAAGCUGUAGUCGACGAAAUUUCCCCGGACGAUUGGAGCAAAAUCGUCAUUGCGUACGAGCCUGUCUGGGCUAUCGGAACCGGCAAAGUCGCGACCUCGAAACAGGCCCAGGACACCCAUGCGGACAUACGCGCUUUCCUCGCCAAGGCAGUUUCUCCAGCCGUCGCAGAGUCGAUUCGCAUCAUCUAUGGUGGAAGCGUAAAUAAGGGCAACUGUGGGGAGCUCGGUGUCCAGCCGGAUGUCGAUGGCUUCUUAGUUGGAGGGGCGUCACUCAAACCCGAGUUUGUUGACAUUAUCAAUGCCACCCGCAAGUAG
Molecule: messenger RNA, 774 nt
Organism: Mycena indigotica
Lineage: Eukaryota; Fungi; Basidiomycota; Agaricomycetes; Agaricales; Mycenaceae
Product: Triosephosphate isomerase
Exons: 6
Coding region: 1-774 (257 amino acids)
Biological process (GO): glycolytic process; glycerol catabolic process; glyceraldehyde-3-phosphate biosynthetic process
Cellular component (GO): cytosol
Molecular function (GO): triose-phosphate isomerase activity
Source: RefSeq, a predicted model, not a curated record